Messenger RNA from Suricata suricatta (meerkat), 4051 nucleotides. RefSeq names its product FAD dependent oxidoreductase domain containing 2 (gene FOXRED2). The transcript has 8 exons. The coding region runs from base 367 to 2421 and encodes 684 amino acids. Gene Ontology annotation, molecular function: flavin adenine dinucleotide binding; monooxygenase activity. The record is from RefSeq and is a predicted model, not a curated record. NCBI's taxonomy places the organism in Eukaryota, Metazoa, Chordata, Mammalia, Carnivora, Herpestidae.
GGGUCUCAGCUGGGGAGGGUCGGGGAAAGGUGCUGGGCACCCUUCAAAUUAGGGGAGGAAUGGGGGAACACCCACCCUCGUACUACCAUGGAAAUAAGGAGGGUGGCGCCCCUGGGAACGGAGCCCCUCGAGGGGAUGAAGGCGUUUGGGAUUCCUGGGGGGAGCCACAGGUCUGAGCUUGAAAAGAUGAAGGCAGGUAAAUGAGCUCAGAGGGGCCUUGGGGUCUGGUCGUGGCCUGACCCCAGAUUGCGGCAAGCGCCUAGGCGAGCCCCUGCCCUUCUCUCGGUCCCCAGUCCUUCGCCCAUCUCCCCGGUCCUCAAGGGGCCAGCCAGGGCGCGAGGCCUCACUUCUCUGGUCCGCCACAGGAUGGGCCUGUUGGCCGCAACCCUGCUGUGGGGCCCGCCGGGGCUGCUUCUGACCUUCGCCCUGCACCCGGCUCUGUGCUCGAGCGCGGCCCCGACCUCGGGGCCCCCGCACCGGGACUACUGCGUUCUGGGCGCCGGGCCCGCGGGCCUGCAGAUGGCCUACUUCCUGCAGCGGGCCGGGAGGGACUACGCGGUGUUCGAGCGCGCCCCGCGGCCCGGCAGCUUCUUCUCGCGCUACCCACGCCACCGCAAGCUCAUCAGCAUCAACAAGCGGCACACGGGCAAGGCCAACGCCGAGUUCAACCUCCGCCACGACUGGAACUCUCUGCUCAGCCACGACCCCCGGCUGCUCUUCAGACACUACUCCAGCGCCUACUUCCCCGAUGCGAGCGACAUGGUGCGCUACCUGGGUGACUUCGCAGACAGGCUGGGGCUCCACGUGCUGUACAACACGACCAUUGCCCACGUCACCCUGAACAAGGAUCGGCAGGCUUGGAAUGGCCAUUACUUCAUCCUGAUCGACCAGAUGGGCCACGCACACCAGUGCAGUGUCCUUCUGGUUGCCACCGGUUUGUCGGUCCCCAACCAGGUCGAUUUCCCGGGCUACGAACACGUAGAGGGUUAUGAGUCUGUGUCCGUGGACCCCAAGGACUUCGAGGGUCAGAACGUGCUGAUUCUGGGGCGGGGUAACUCUGCCUUUGAGACGGCCGAGAACAUCUUGGGUGUCACCAACUUCAUCCACAUGCUGAGCCGCUCCCGCGUCCGGCUGUCCUGGGCCACCCACUACGUUGGAGACCUCAGGGCCAUCAACAAUGGCCUGCUGGACACCUACCAGCUGAAGUCCUUGGAUGGGUUGCUUGAGUCCGACCUGACGGAUCUGGCCAUCGUGAAGGACCAUGAGGGCAAGUUCCACGUCACCCUCAAGUUCUUCCUGGAGGAAGGCAACCAGACCGCAGACACCAUCACCCUCCCCCAGGACGACAAUGACAACUUCGCCAUGCGCGUGGCCUACGACCGGGUCAUCCGCUGCCUGGGCUGGAACUUCGACUUCUCCAUUUUCAACAAGUCCCUCCGACUGUCUUCUGGGGGUGAAUUCAGCAAGAAGUACCCACUGAUCAAAGCUAGCUACGAGUCCAAAGGAAGCCGGGGUCUCUUUGUCCUGGGUACUGCCAGCCACUCGGUGGAUUACCGGAAGUCUGCCGGGGGCUUCAUCCACGGAUUCCGAUACACAGUGCGUGCCGUCCACCGCCUGCUGGAGCACCGCCACCACAGCGUCGCCUGGCCCUCCACCGAGCACCCCGUCUCACAGCUGACAAGCUCCAUCGUCCGGCGCGUCAACGAGGCUUCCGGGCUCUACCAGAUGUUCGGCGUGCUGGCCGAUGUUGCCCUGCUCAAGGAGAAUGCCACAGCCUUCGAGUACCUGGAGGAGUUCCCCGUGCAGAUGCUGGCCCAGCUGGAGAGCAUCACAGGGAGGAGGGCCGGGCGUGGGCUCUUCGUCAUCAACAUGGAGUACGGCAGGGACUUCUCCGGGCCCGACAAGGACGUCUUCUUCUACGACCGGUCCGUGGGGCACACGGGAGACGCGUGGCAGUCAAACUUCCUCCAUCCCGUCAUCUAUUACUACAAGGGCCUCCCCACCGAGCAGGAGGUGAGAUUCCGCCCUGCCAACUGGGCGCUGCCUCGGCCCACAGCCAUCCACCACAUCGUGGAAGACUUCUUGACGGACUGGACCGCCCCGGUGGGGCACAUCUUACCUCUGAGGCGCUUCCUGGAGAACUGUUUGGACACCGAUUUGCGAAGCUUCUAUGCAGAGUCCUGCUUCCUGUUUGCCCUGACACACCAGAAGCUGCCCCCCUUCUGCCAGGAGGGGUACCUGAGAACGCAGGGGCUCAUGGGAGCUGAGAACCUCCGGCGGCGUAGAGUGGAGCGCGGGCUCCCACGGGGCCAUGCCUCCGUGGGCAGGCAUCGUGAGGACGGGGGCCAGGGCCCCAAGGGUGGCCCGCUGGUCCCAGGGCCUCCACUCCAACCCCUCGGCGGCAACAAAGAGGAAUUGUGACAGCCAGGCUUCUUCAACCCAGGCCUGUAGCCGGCGCCCCUGUCCCACCACUCUGGCUGCCAGGCCACUCACAUGGUCCCAGUGACCAAGGCCACGGAGGGAGCAUGCCAAGGCUGAGGGAGGCCAGCCAGCCAUCUCCCCUCCGGUCUGGUCCCUGGGCGCCUGGGAGGCGGGGUCCAGAGAAAAGCCUCCUCUGCCAGGUAGGGGCUGGCUCAGUUCGGUCCCCGUCCGGCGCCCAGUGGUUCCGUUUCCGCCUGGUCUUCUCUUCAGAUGAACCAGGAUGCCGCCUGCGGAUUGUGUGUCCUGGGUGGAACUGCCCCCAUCGUCUUAAGGGUUUGUGGCAGGCACUUUCCAGCGGACGCGCUGGUGGUCCUCGGCCAUCUCGGGCAGGUGGGGUGGCUUCCCCCUUGAUGAAGAUGUCAGCCCAGAGAGGGCAGGUGACUCCCAGGAGUCCCUGUCCGGGGGGCCCUGAGCCUUCUCCAUUCUGCCCCCCUCACCACUCCGCCUCUCCCUGGCCCCGCCUCUGUUCCCAGAAGCCAGGGGCCAGCCCAGCUUAUCAUCCCAGGCCCCACGCUGUCACCAGGCAGACGGGACAGCUCCUGCAAAGCCACCUUAUCUAAACAGUUUCUCCCUGAGCAGCAAGACACCGAGCUGCACCCACCCCAAGACUACACUCCCGACUUAUCUUCAACUUUUGCGUUUUCUUCUCUUUCCUCCUACUCCGGCACCGUGCCCUUGCCCCGCCCCUGCCCUCAGGCUUCCGGAACGACACUGCCUCUGGCCUGCCCGAGCCAUUCUUGUAAAACUGUCACCAUGCUGCCUUGCAGCGACAUUCCAAGAUGAUUCACCUGCUGUGUUUGAGGGGGCUUGGCUCACUCAAGAGGCAUUUCCAGCCGCAUUUGUACAUAAAAUAAUCAUGGUGAUUCUUCAAAACUCAGGACCCUAGAUGAUUGCUUUCUCGCUGGUUCUUACUAGUCCGUGUAUGUACUCAGAAUUCAAGGGACACGGGCUUUCUGGAUCCACGGCCCUCUUCUGGGACCAUCCGCUUCCUCUCUUAGCCUCCACCAGCGGCACUGCCUGUCUGCCGUCGCCUCUCCCUCUGGUCGUGUGCGGUUACAACAGUGACACUCAGCCUGAGCCUGGAGGGGAGGUGCUUUCCUGGGACAAUACCUGACAUUUGUCCGGGGUUGAAACACCUAAGCAUCUCUCUCUAACCCCAGGGGGUUGGGUUCGCCUUCGCUCAUACAAAUUACACGUAAUCCCGAUUUGGGUCCCUUCAGCCCACCCUUUCUUUUCCAAAACGUUUUGUAAAACAAAUCCUUUAAUUAGGACUGUUCCCAUAAUGUCACACACGUCACACCUACCCAGUUAGUUACCGACGGCGGGUAAGCUCCUUGUGCCAGUAGUUCAAGGUGCUUCAGCUGAUGAUUCACUGACGCCUAACUAUGUGACAUCUGCUGCUUUCUGCCAUCAUCGGCCAGAUUGUUAAUUUCAUGAGAAUUUCAGCCAGCCUUGCUUGCGUUUCAUAAGAUAUGGUUUCAUGGGUUAGCUGAUAAGAGAUGCCUUCUCUGGUAUUCUUGUGAAACUGAUCAGUAAUUUGGAAAAGAAUAAAUCUCAUUUCAAACCCCUC